Bombina bombina (fire-bellied toad) is the source of this 1268-nucleotide messenger RNA. Its product is annotated as smoothelin-like protein 2. The record is from RefSeq and is a predicted model, not a curated record. Gene Ontology annotation, molecular function: protein binding. Gene Ontology annotation, biological process: actin cytoskeleton organization. NCBI's taxonomy places the organism in Eukaryota, Metazoa, Chordata, Amphibia, Anura, Bombinatoridae. Gene Ontology annotation, cellular component: filamentous actin; microtubule organizing center.
AUGUCGGUGUCCGGGAAAGCGCAGAAUGUUAUGACGGAGUCACAGAACCAUGUGGAGGAUGCAAGGAAUACUGGCUCUUCAGUAGUUGAAAAUGGACAUCACCAGUCCAGUCCAGAUAAACCAAAAGGCUCUUCAGGCUUUGGCUUACAAGACGCUACAGCACACGAACAUUCACCUGCACUUUCUGUGAGGAUGCCGCAUUUGCCAGUGACCGCUGUCACCAAAGGCACAGCUGAUAUACAUCCAAGCUCAUCCAAUGGCAGCAGCCGUCCUAAUUUGCAUGACCCCAAAAGUCCAACAGAGACGUCACCUAAACAAAGCAAAAAAAAAAACGGUGGAGUAAGGACAUGGAAUGCCAGCGUUGACAAAACUAUGGGUGUAACUACAAAUUCAGAGAAAAUUAUUUCUGCCACAAAGACUACCCAUAGUUACAGUGUGACAGGCUCGUCCAUAAGUAGUGAAAGUACAGACAGAUAUUUUGAUGUCACUUCAAAAUCCCAGUCGCCUCCUGCCAUUAAUCGUCAGGCUGAAAAGAAGCCGGAUCUGGUGAGGUCCCAGACAUUACCCCGCUCUUCUGGUACGCAGGCUCACAAGGCCUUUUUUGAGAAGUUUGAUCCUGAUAGUUCCAAGGGCAAGGGGGAAUCCAAGGUGAAACUAAAAAGGUCUCAGAGUUUUGGCGUUUCCAGUGCCAGCAGCAUUAAGCAAAUUCUCUUGGAAUGGUGUCGCUCCAAAACAAUUGGCUAUAAGCACAUUGACCUACAGAACUUCUCAUCCAGCUGGAACGAUGGGAUGGCCUUUUGUGCCCUGGUCCACUCAUUCUUCCCAGAAGCUUUUGAUUAUGACGCUCUAGAGCCAACAAACCACAAACAGAAUUUCGAGCUGGCUUUCUCUACUGCAGAGAAAAUGGCUCACUGUGACCGUCUUAUUGAAGUGGAAGAUAUGCUUAUGAUGGGGAAGAAGCCAGAUCCGAUGUGUGUGUUUACCUAUGUGCAGUCGCUAUAUAAUCACCUGCGGCGUUUUGAGUGACAAGCACACUUACUGAAGUACAGUAGCUUCCUGUGAGCAAUCCCCCCCCACUACAAAACUUCUUGCGCCAUACUAUCCCUUCAGAACAACCACUACACAGACGAAGAACUCAUCAGCUGACACUCUAUGCAACUUCCAGCACUGUGACAACUGAAAAGCUUAUAAGACAGUACUGUCCUUGAGAUGCUUGGUACAUUCUAUUUUUACAACCGUUUACUGUUAAUGCCACUGAGAAGAAGUGG